CUCUCUUGUGAACUGCGUUCAGGUCGCUAUCCAGUGAAAGGGCACAUAAGUGGAAUCUUGGAUGGCUGUGUCAUGAGGUGGUAGAGCUGGAUUGGAUAGCAUCCGAGGACCUCGACAGACAUGUCUGCAUCUUACUUCGAACUGGACUUCAAUCCAUCUUUCGACACUUUACAUCAGGGCCAGCAUUCGGGUAUUGCAAGACCAAGACCAUCUCCCUUACCACUAGGAGCACCCUCAAGCAUCAGUCCUUCUAUAUCGCCUACCUUCAGCUCACGUUCAGCCCCGACUAGCCCGUUGUCUCGACCACGUCUGCCUCCGGGCUUGACGCCUCUCUCUCAAAUCUCGCCCCUUUACCUGCAAAGCCAGCCACAGAUCAAUGCCGAGGGUUCCUCCUCGUAUACUUCAGCCUUCUACACCAGACAUCCAUCUCGGCCUGUUCAAGGGGGUUCGACCUCCCCUCAAAUCGUCAAUGUUCAGUCUGCGAGGACGAACGGAUCGACAAACCCGCUCCGGCGGACUUUGUCGGGAAAGACAGUUGCGAAUGCAAAGGCUGGUCCUUCAACGUUCCGCUCGCGAGGCAGAUCACGUCGUUCUCAGAACGGUAUCUCUUCGUCCUCGGAGACAGAGACAGAGGUCGAUUCGGACUCUACAUUUGUCCCUGGUCGCAGGACCAAUUCGCGACACAAACAAUCUCUCUCACAACCUGAUCUCGUCGCCCUUCGAUCCAGGCUCGAAGGAUGGGCGGGGGACGUUGCCAGGGGACAGAACCCAGGCGGAGACAAGAGAUCACAUGUGAUCAAGAAACGAGCCACUCCUCCGGCGUCGCCAAAUCCCGCAGCUUCAUACUUUGGAACCUUUGGCAGCACUAGUCCUCUGACCAGAUCUCACGCUUCUCUCGCUUCUCUGCAGAAAACCCCUUCACCACAUCCGAGUCCACCUUUGCUCACCCCAAUGACGCCCGUCAUGUCGGCCGCAUCCUCGGAGGCAUCAACUCCCAUGACCGUCGGCAGGACAAUGCCCACUGGAGGAGUCACGGGAAGUGAGGAUGCCGAUGACGAUACAGCUUCGGGCACGGACUCGCCUUCGUCAGAGUCCCUCUCUUUCACUUCUCGAAAGAGCCGACUUCGCCAUCGCAUGCCUGAACGCUCAAAGAGUGGCUUGGGCCUCUCAUUCGAAGCUAGCCCAGAGAUCACACUGCGUGACGUGCCCGAACACAUCCCAGCUAUCAUCGAGCGGACAUUUUCUGAUUCGAGCUUGUUAUCUUUACGACUUUUGGCUGUCUUUCCGAGUCUAUGGGGAAUUUGUGUCCUUAUCGAUGCUCUGUUUUCUGCUGUCCUAUGGGUAGAUGUUUGGCCGUGGGGUGUAGACCUCUCUCGAGAGGCUUUGGAGAGGCUCAUGGCGGGCAGCAUAUCGGAAGACGGAGCUUCGCGUAGGGUUAAUCGAGGAGACAUUGUGCUGUCCAUGGCUUGGGCUCUGUGUACAGCUCACUUCUGCUUCGAGCUGACCACGGGCUUGACACAUCGUUGGCGAUCUUACUAUCCACUAUUAUCGACUUUGCUUCGUCUCUUAUCCUUACAGUGUCUCUGUUGGCCAGCUACAUACCUGACUCUCUGGGUGCUUGGUGCGCGUCGACCGCUUCUCGCAUGGGUAGUCAUUGGGGUGACGACUGGUUGGUCCCGCACAAUUCAGAUGUGGGUCACCAGUAAUGUCAUGACUGGGGAGACAACCCCGAAAACAAAACCUCGCUCGCCAAAUUUGCCGCCGGAGGAUCUUGACUGGAUCGAGAGAUUCACUUGGGAUCGGAAGUGGGAUUGGGACGCCGUUGCUCGUGAGGUGGGAUGGAAAAUAGGUGGAUUGUUGUUGAUCACUGCCGCGUGGUUGUUCUGGGGCUUUGAGACCGGAAGGUAUAUUGAGGUAUAGCCAUGGGACUUGCGAUCACUCGAGAGAUAGGACACGACAUGAUCUGUUACGAAUCACGAGAAUAUCAUGAAUGCAUCAAGCG
Molecule: messenger RNA, 2002 nt
Organism: Kockovaella imperatae
Lineage: Eukaryota; Fungi; Basidiomycota; Tremellomycetes; Tremellales; Cuniculitremaceae
Product: N-glycosylation protein-domain-containing protein
Exons: 2
Coding region: 121-1920 (599 amino acids)
Biological process (GO): cellular response to oxidative stress; protein N-linked glycosylation
Cellular component (GO): endoplasmic reticulum membrane
Source: RefSeq, a predicted model, not a curated record